Messenger RNA from Brassica rapa (field mustard), 513 nucleotides. RefSeq lists its product as uncharacterized. The record is from RefSeq and is a predicted model, not a curated record. Lineage: Eukaryota; Viridiplantae; Streptophyta; Magnoliopsida; Brassicales; Brassicaceae.
AUGGAAAGAAGACUUUCCAAAGAUGCAAAAGGAAAAAGAAACGCAAAUAACCCUCUCAAACCACCUCGCGCAGGAUGGAUUAAAGCUCAGGCUCCUGUUAACAAUGACCGCUAUAACAAACUCUCACUCACAAUCAUCGGGAGAGUCACAAAACGUACUGCUCAAAAAGUUUGGUCGCUCAUUCCCUUCUUCACUGAGAUGUGGAAGCCCCAUGGAAGACCAAUGGGCUCAGACCUAGGGAAUGGAUGCUUUCAAUUCCAGUUUGAGAACGAAUCAGACCUAAUAGGUGUCUUCGAAAAAAGACCAUUCCAUUAUGCUAAAUGGAUGGUUAUCCUACAGAGAUGGGAACCUACUGCUGCUGCCUCCUUCCCAUCUCUCAUCCCUUUUUGGAUCAAGGUUCAAGGGAUCCUGAUUCACCUGUGGGAAGAGGACACAAUCAAGAGUCUAGGUGCUGAUAUUGAGAUUUUUGAGAAAGCGGAAAUCAAUGAUUUCUCAGUGAAAAGGCGUGUUUAG